This is a messenger RNA of Psilocybe cubensis, 1104 nucleotides long. RefSeq lists its product as uncharacterized. The record is from RefSeq and is a predicted model, not a curated record. Gene Ontology annotation, biological process: glucan catabolic process. NCBI's taxonomy places the organism in Eukaryota, Fungi, Basidiomycota, Agaricomycetes, Agaricales, Agrocybaceae. Bases 1 to 1104 code for a protein of 367 amino acids. The transcript has 8 exons.
AUGGUGUUGACAUCGAGCGUCCCACUUGUCGCGUUCUCGAUGUUGCUUGCGCUGAUGGAUUUGGUAGAAGCUGCUUCCUAUGAUAUGGUGAAAGAAUACUCUGGGAAGACAUUUUUCGAUGAAUGGACUUUUUAUAAUCAUUUCGAUAACCUGACAAAUGGGAAUGUACAGUACCUGUCGGCGUCUGACGCGUUCAAAUCAAAGCUGGCUUUUGUCGAUCCUACAACAAAUCACGCUAUCAUGAAGGUCGAUAACACCUCCAACGUCGAGUUUAACAGCAACAGAAACAGUGUGCGGCUGCAGACGGAUGUCAAGUACAGUGUAGGAAGCGUGUGGAUAGUGGACAUGCUACACGUUCCUUUCGGUUGCGCCGUUUGGCCUGCAUGGUGGUCAGUUGCCGACACGCGCGAAGGAGGAGAAAUAGACACAUUCGAAGGUGUGAACCUAGCUAGUCACAGUAUAAUGGGUCUGCACACUCUUCCUGGAUGCACGCAAGUCGGCCAAAAUCAAUCCUCGACCAUCGUAAACUCGACGGACUGCUCCUUCCUCGCCAACGAUAAUCAGGGGUGCAUUUCAACUGUCAAAAGUACUCAAUCGUACGGAUCAGAGUUCGCCAAAGCAGGAGGGGGAGUGUUCGGGACCGAAUUUGCGGAAUCUGGAAUUUCGAUAUGGUUCUUCCCUCGCGCUGAAGUCCCCGACGUUCUUUCUUCGAAUUCGAGUUCCAUCGAUACGUCAUCUUUUGGACAGCCAGUCGGGAACUGGCCAUCGACACAAUGCAACUCGAGCGAAUUUUUUCAGCCGCAGCAUCUUAUUUUCGUGAUUACGCUGUGUGGAGAUCUCGCAGGCAGGCCUGAGAUAUUCUCGCAGACAUGUCCAGGGGUGUGCUACAACGACCAUGUCCUUGGGGACGGCUCCAAUUUUGCGGAUGCUUAUUUCGAGGUGGCGUCUGUCCGCGUGUUCAGCAAGGAAGGGACGAGUACCGUCGUUGGGGUACCCAAAACGUCUAGCACUCGUAGGAUUGUCUCGAUAUCAAGAUGGGGAGGGUUAGUUGUUGCCGCCAUUGGAUUAACUUUGAUCAGCACCUUUUCUUCGGUAUUCCUAUAG